This is a messenger RNA of Scatophagus argus, 7226 nucleotides long. It is a transcript of the gene ptpn4a, whose product is annotated as protein tyrosine phosphatase non-receptor type 4a. The record is from RefSeq and is a predicted model, not a curated record. Gene Ontology annotation, cellular component: cytoskeleton; cytoplasm; cytoplasmic side of plasma membrane. Bases 554 to 3643 code for a protein of 1029 amino acids. Gene Ontology annotation, molecular function: protein tyrosine phosphatase activity; cytoskeletal protein binding. The transcript is spliced from 27 exons. Gene Ontology annotation, biological process: protein dephosphorylation. NCBI's taxonomy places the organism in Eukaryota, Metazoa, Chordata, Actinopteri, Scatophagidae.
AUCACUGCUGUGCUGCAAGGCAGGCAGGAAGGCAAAGCAGCUGCAGAGAGAGCAGGGAACGCUGACUUCAACGGACAGGCUCAUGUUGGGAAAGUCAGAAACGCACCGUUUGCCUGUUCUAUAAUUUGAUACUCACAUAUUUUCACGUAUAUCUUUUUCAGCCGACCACAUUCCUUUAUUUUUGCUCCUGCGUGGGGAUAUAUUUUUCAUUCUCUCGACCUGAAAUGACUGCUAGUCCCCGUGUCUAGCCAAUGGUUACUGCGGGGGCUCCCGUCUUGUGGAUUAUCCGUCGUCGCCGAGCCAGUUCCAUGGUCGAGCCCGGAGGAGGCCCCGCUCUGCUGGAUGGAUGUGUGUGAAGCAGCGCCGGAGUCCGAGUACUGAUGAAGACGGUGAUAAUGAUGAUGCUUGGGUUUCAUCGGCAGCGGGUGAAUUGAUCUUGGAUGUUCGGGCUAUAUCGCCCCCACACAGACCAUUUCCUCAUACAACAAAAAAAUAUAUUCCUUAAAAACUGGACACCCCUGGAGCAGUUUAUGACGAGCCUGGUAGGAGCGUGAUGAGCGCGCGCUUCCGCUUGCCUGCUGGCAGAUCCUACAAUGUCCGGGCGACGGAGCUGGAGCGAGACAGGCAGCACACACAGGUUGUGUGCAACGUACUGCUGCUGGACAACACUGUGCAGACGUUCAAAGUCAGCAAGUCGGAUCUUGGCCAGGUGCUGCUGGAUGCUGUCUUUAAGCACCUGGAGCUGACUGAGAGAGACUACUUUGGCCUGCACUUGGCUGAUGACUCUUUAGAUACACCACGCUGGCUCGAUCCCAACAAGCCCAUCAGGAAACAGUUAAAAAGAGGGUCCCCCCAUAACUUGAGCUUCAGAGUCAAAUUUUUUGUGACGGACCCUGGUAAACUUCAGGAAGAAUACACACGGUACCAAUAUUUUCUUCAGAUAAAGCAGGAUAUAUUGACUGGAAGGUUGCCAUGUCCACACAACACAGCCGCGCUGCUGGCAUCCUAUGCUGUUCAAUCUGAGUUGGGGGACUACAAUGAGACAGAGCAUGCAGCAGGAUAUCUGUCGGAGUACUGCUUCAUCUCCAACCCCCCACAAGACUUCCACAAAGAGGUCGCCAAACAUCACCAGCAGCACAGUGGUCUAUCUCCUGCCCAGUCAGAGUUUAAUUAUCUGAACAUAGCACGCACGCUGGAGCUCUACGGGGUAGAGCUGCACUAUGCAAGGGACCAGAGCAACACAGAGAUUCUUAUUGGGGUGAUGUCUGCUGGCAUUGUGGUUUACAAGAACAGGGUACGGAUCAACUAUUUCCCAUGGUUGAAAAUUGUGAAAAUCUCCUUCAAGUGCAAACAGUUCUUCAUCCAGCUGAGAAGAGAGGCGAGUGAGACCAGGGAAACACUGCUGGGUUUCAACAUGGUGAACUAUCGGGCCUGUAAAAACCUGUGGAAGGCCUGCGUGGAGCACCACACCUUCUUUAGACUGGAGCAGCCCAUCCCACCACAGAAGAACUUCUUUGCUCACUACUUCACCCUGGGCUCAAAAUUCAGAUACUGCGGACGGACGGAGGUGCAGUCUGUGCAGUAUGGAAAGGAGAAAGGCAUCAAGGACAGAGUGUUUGCCAGAUCUCCCAGCAAGCCAUUGGCCAGGAAAUUGCUGGAUGGGACCGACUGGGAGUCGGUCAGCAGGAACAGCCUAUCAGAUGAGAGGCUGGAGACCCAGAGCCUGCCCACUCGCUCACCGCCUGGGACGCCCAAUCAGAACUCGCUGUUUGUUCAAGAGGGCACACGGCUACGCCCGUCGUCCGUCGGCCACCUGGUUGAUCACGUUAUCCACGCUUCACCCAGCCUGCCGGUGUUCUCCUCCAAUCACAAGUCAGCAUCGUCCACGCAGGCCAACAGCAUCAGCUUGGACUCCACACCGUCUCCAGAGGGGGUAGACAACCAGCCUCCGGCUCUGCCACCCAAGCAGCUGAGCAGGAAGACCUUGAGCCAGAUUAUUCAGGCCCACUCGCAGCAGAGCCUCCUGGACAACCACCUGAAUGAGAUGUAUGAUGUUCCUGUCAACGCUGACAAGACCACGCUAAACGGUGUUGUCCCUCAUGAUAAUCUGGUCCUGAUCAAGAUGAGACCCGACGAACACGGACGAUUCGGCUUCAAUGUCAAGGGUGGAGCUGACCAGAAGAUGCCCAUCAUUGUGUCUCGAGUGGCUCCAGGAACAUCAGCCGAUCAGUGCGUGCCUCGCCUUAACGAGGGCGACCAGGUGGUCUUAAUUAACGGACGGGACAUCUCUGACCACACCCACGAUCAGGUGGUCAUGUUCAUCAAGGCCAGCUGUGAGAGUCACUCUGGGGAGCUCAUCCUAUUGGUCAGACCGAAUGCCAUCUAUGACGUGGUGGAGGAGAAAGCAGACUCGGAGCCAGAUUUUCAGUACAUCCCUGAGAAGUCCCCUCAGGACCCCGGCCAGCUAGACCAGCAUGCGCUAAGGGACUCCAUGGUCACACUGAAGGAAGGCCUGAGCAGUGGAGCCAUACUGGCACAGUUUGAUCAACUGUACAGGAAGAGGCCGGGGAUGACCAUGCUGUGUGCCAAAUUACCUCAGAACGUUUCCAAAAAUCGUUACAGAGACAUCUCUCCUUAUGAUGCCACGCGGGUCAUUCUGAAAAGCACAGAUGACUACAUCAAUGCAAAUUACAUCAAUAUGGAGAUUCCAGCCUCCAGUCUGAUAAACCGCUACAUAGCAUGCCAGGGCCCGCUGCCCAACACAUGCCCUGAUUUCUGGCAAAUGACAUGGGAGCAGGGCUCGUCUAUGGUGGUCAUGCUGACUACGCAGGUCGAGAGGGGGCGGGUGAAGUGUCACCAGUACUGGCCCAAUCCAGACAGCAGCGCCACCUAUGGAGAAUUCACAGUAACGUGCCACAAUGAAGAGGGCAGCUCUGCCUUCCUGGUCCGGGAGAUGACUCUGACGCACACACAGAGUGAGCAGCAGAGAGAGCUCACCCAGAUUCAGUACCUGGCUUGGCCUGACCACGGCGUUCCUGAUGACUCCACUGAUUUCCUGGACUUUGUGGCUCUGGUACGGACCAAACGGGCUGGACAGGACCAGCCAGUGGUGGUACACUGCAGCGCGGGGAUUGGUCGGACAGGGGUUCUGAUCACAAUGGAGACGGCAUUGUGUCUAAUGGAGUGCGGCCAGCCGGUGUAUCCUCUAGAUAUUGUCAGGACAAUGAGAGACCAGAGGGCCAUGAUGAUCCAAACACCUAGCCAGUACCGCUUUGUAUGUGAGGCCAUCCUGAAAGUCUAUGAGGAGGGCCUGGUCAAACCACUGAAGACCGCCAUCUACCAGCCGAGAGAAAAAGUGGACAUGGAGAGGGCGGACGAGAAGAAAGAGCAACAGAAAGCAGGUGAAGCAGAGGAGACGGCAGCGACGGAGGAAGGGGAUUCAGCCGUGGUGGAGUUGCUGGAAGGAGGCCUGGAUGAGGAGGAUGAUGAUGACGAAGAGGUGGAAGUGCUGGAUGUGGGAGAAGUGACGGAAGAAGGGGAGGAGGAGGAGGAGGAGGAAGUGGAGGAGCCGAGCAUCGCAAGCGCCACCAGCGUGACAAGUGAGACCAGCGUGAACCCUGACCCUGAUCCUGCAAACCCGUGACUUUUGACGGGUCGUCAGGGGCCACCAGGAGCAGGCCAGGCGGUCGGAGAAGAGAACAAAAGCACUGUUGCACUUUAUGCUGACAAAAAAAAACAAAACAGAAAAAAGACAAACAAAUGAACAAACGUGAAAAUCAUGGACAAGCUAGAAUUUAAAAAAGAAUAAAAAAAGAAAAAAAAGAAAUCCAGCUGUGUUGAAUAGGUACCAUUAGGGGAUGUUGUAUGUUCAGGUUAAAGAAAAAGAAAUCAAAGAAUGAAAAGUAAAGUACGAGAGAAUAAAAUGUCGAUGGGGAUUUGCUGUAGUGCCAUAAGUAUGAAGGGGAAGGGCUUCCCCUCUUUGAUGGAAAGCUGCCCCCUCCCCUGUUUUAUUUGCCCCAAAGGGUCGCCCUGUCCCCUUCUGAGCGAGUCUGCCAGACGGACCUGCCUUUUUUUUUUCUUUUUCUUUUUUUUUAAAGCGUCCUUUUAGAUGAUAAAGAGAUAUACCUUAUCUUUUGUUCCUCAGAAAGAGUAUUUAUUGUGUUUUAGUUUGUGUCGAACCCUGUCCACUGAACAAAGAAGUCUUGUAUGUUUGUUUGUAUGAAUCUAGAGCUUCAUGCUUUCCUGAUUAAAACUUAGGUAGUUACGUAGUGCGAUUCCUCUUCUUCUAACUACUUCUUAAUUUCUUUUGCUUUUUAUGGGGGAAAAAAAAACAGUGAUUUUAAUUUAUUGUACUUGGUUUUACCUUUCUCAGCUUUCUUGUCUAAGUUUCUGACAGCACAGACUGACAGAUGGACAGCUGAAAGUACUUUGUGUCUCACCUCUUGUUCAAUGCUGUGGCAAGCUGUAUUCUUUAUCCUGCUUUGUGCUGUGUUUUUGAGCUUACAGACACACGCUCUGAAGCGGCCGUCGUGUCGGCGCGGUGAAGAACAUAACUGGUUUACAAUCCUCAGGGCCUGUGUUUACCGGGCACCUCUCUUUCACUUGUCACGGCGGCUACUGUCGCUCUACAGCUACAGACCUCUCGCUGUAACACAUAAUGAGCAGUGAUCCAGUUGUUCCAAACAAACAACACAAGACUGACUUCAGACUGUGUCUUUGAGAGAGGCCCCAGUAGACACACGACCUCACUGAGUUACGAGCUAAGCUAUUUCCCAGUCAUCAUGCCUGAUAAAGCUACGAAACAAGGAUGAGGUCAGUUCAUUUCUUUACGCAAUGUCAUACGUAGUCAAAUCAAACUUACAGGUCACUUGCAACUGACAAUAAGCGUCCUUGAGCCAAACACUGACGACAAAGCCCCACUGGCUUCCUUCUGAUUGGUUUCCCCCGAGCAGGACAACUUUAGGCAAACGCCAACUUCGGCUUUGUGCAGCUCAAACGUGUCUUGCUUGCUUUGCACAGGUCAGUAUGUUGGAAUCUGAGAAACAAGUCUUAGUUAGGUCAGUAUUUCUCAAGUGGUUCAAAGCUGCUAGAAGUUUUUACGCAGUCAGUAUUUGUUUUUUCCCUACCGUUUCACUCACAAGGCUACUUGCUGAAUUGACAGUGAACUGAUCUCAACCUUUAGCGUGAAUGGUAAAAACGUUAAAGACUCCCUCCACCAACCUCGACUCAUUUGAAUUUGUAAACAGGAGCAAAUCCAGGUUUCUUGUUACACAUUUGCAGUUGAGACUUUUUUUUUUUUUUUAUUGGUGUGACCCCACAUUAAACUCACCAAGCCUGGUUAUUUGUUGCAGAUUUCCUCAGUGAAUCCAUAUCUUUUUUCUUUUUUUAACCAAGUUUCAGAGGUCACUGGAUUGGGGCUUUAAACCAACCUUUGCUGUUUUGUUUUUUUUUUUUCUUUUAAUCUGUCUGAUUGUCUGCCAGAGAACACGGGACAGUUCAAAGAAGCACCACAAACAGAACAUUCGACCAGUACUUUUCCCUUUUUUAAUCGAUCUUUUCCAGUGGUACUUCAUUAAAAGGCACAUGUUGUUUUGAAGUCAAGUUGAUGUGUCAUAAAAGAGUGGUAGUCAUGACUUGUAUUUUUAAUUCACAGAACCCCUGAGUAGCUUGUUGAGUUUUUUUGUUUUGUUUUGUUUUUGUCUCAGCACAGGUUAAGUAGCCAUUGUUCUUUACAUAAUGGUAUGAAAUGAAGUGUAGCCUCCUCAUUAUUUGAGAUAUUUUUCUUAUGGGCUGCUUCAGUACCUGCUGUCAUUGGCUGCUUCCAUGGAUUCUGCUGGAAAACCUACUGUGUGUGUGUUUGUGUGUUUGUAUUUUUUUUUUUACUGAGAUUUCAGUCUUUAUCUCUUUCUCUGUACUUCUCCCUCUUCCAUUUCUAACAUACUUUGUUAGCUGUCUGGUCUUUAAGCCUGCUUGUCCGUUAACUGGAAUGAAAGGUUGUGCCAUAAAGCCACAAACCUGAUCUAAAGUCUUUCUGAAGAAACACACAUGGAGCCUUCUUCAGGAGUAAACUUUUUUUUUUUUUUUUUUUUGGUCUGAAUCUUUGCUGUGAAACAUUUCAAACAGCUGAAUCAUACAUUUGCCACACGAAGAGGUGGGAUCAAGAAGAAACAGCUUCCCUCUUCCCUCCCGUUUCUUUAAUCUCUCCUGUAUUGCGGCCCUUUCCCAAAAUCUGAGAAAAUCCUUCUCUCAGGCAACAUCAGUCAUUUCAGCAGAAGCCCACGCGACAUCCGCAGUCCAUUCUUCUCAUUGUUCUUCCCCUUCUCUUUUGGAUCAUUAUACACGGAUCCCACUCUCUCUGCAUGGCCUCAAGACAAAAUGACACAUCUGAGCAGAAUAACGUAGGUACAGUAGCGCAGUAUCAAGCUUGUUUUCCACAGAAGGACAAAGUGAAGCCAGCCAGUGAACGACUAACUGAAUAAACUGGUUUACUGACAAUUAGAAAUCAAUUGCAGAACCUGCAUGCGUAGUUAUAAUAAAAAAAAAAAAACACUUUUCAACCCCCAGUGGAUUCUUAACCAUCAGAUAUUUUUGUCAGCAGCAAGGCCAACUAAAUCAAAUUGCCACCUAAUCAAAUCAAAAUAAAUUUACACUGAAGGCCUCCUGAUAAUGUGACACCAGUGACAAGUUCAGAAAACCUUGACAUCAGGAAAAUGCAGCGUCGGCCUUGUAGUGAAAAGUUAAUAUUUGAUAAAUCAGGUCUGCCAGUUUUCAUCCGCACAAAAUGUCCAGCAAUGAGCUGUCAGUGUUCAAAGCGUUUUGUUGUUGACACAUAAUUGGUACUGUCUGUGUGUUUAGGGUACUGAUCAAAGGUAGUUUGGAGGGGACCAGGCGUGGGGAGGGCUCGGGUUAGUUGUAUUUUUGUAAAGAUUAAACAGAUCUAGUUGGGUAGGGAAAGGACAGCACUUUGUAGAAGGCUGAGUGGCAGGUAGUGCUACUGAAAAAAAAGAUGGAGACAUAAAGCAUUGUUAAAAUAAGUUCUUUUUAAUUUGUCAUUUUUAUUUUGUUUUAAAAUAAGAACAGUAGGGAACAAGAAAAAAGAAAAGAACUCCUAACUACACAGUGCCACUUGUUAAUUUUGUGUAAAUAAUUCUAGACCAUGUAAAUACAAUGUUGUAUAUGAAAAAAAAUUCUUUAAAAUAAAAGGGAAAAUAAUUUGUGAGCAGAAA